Chara braunii is the source of this 1403-nucleotide messenger RNA. The record is from the annotation of a GenBank genome assembly. Lineage: Eukaryota; Viridiplantae; Streptophyta; Charophyceae; Charales; Characeae.
GUUGAUGAUAUCCACUCGGCGUCGAAGCACAUGCAGAAAUCUGGAGUGGGAGUGCUUGGAAAUGGUGAACCGAAGCUAGGGGCUCACAACAACCCGGUUCUAUUCCUGCACCCAAAAGAUAAUAAUGGUGUUCUUUUUGAACUCGAGCAAGUUUCUUGUGCGGAGAAAGAUAAGGACAUUGCUGCGUAAGGAUUUGUCAAUUUCUAACACCUCUUCUGCUUUUAAUGAUCUCAAACACAGUCGCCAGUGUUUGUCCGAAGCUGCCAGUCUGCAUCCGAAUGCUGUGGAUGAUGAUUGGAUCCUGGGUACAUAUAAAGGGGGCGGACUAAGUUACCUGUGCUGCUGACGUCUUGCACAUGGAUGUUGCAUUGGUAGAUGCGACACAGAGUAUCAGUGUCAAGGGAUGGAAAGGCUUGGUGAAUAUGCUGUGUUACAUUACCCAGGUGGCCUAACUUCUGGAUGGAUAUGAGUUGUUUUUCUGUGAACAUGUUCCACGUGUGAUGUAGCAAGUAGUAUUUGCUCGGUGCGUGGCCGGGGUGGAUUAUUUGUGUAGGAGUUUCACAUGUGAGUGUAUGGCAGGGGUGGAUUAUUUGGGUAGGAGUUUCACAUGUGAGUGUAUGGCAGGGGUGGAUUGUUAGUGUUGUUGGUAGGUCCUUUGAGUAGGAGUUUCAUCCGAGUGCCACGGAAGACAAACAGGUGGUGAUCCUCUGUUGAAUGAAGCAGAUAGCUUUCAGCAGUUGCACAGGGUGUUGUGAGCACAAUGACAUUAGAUGGGACGCUCUGACAGUGUUUGUCAAUCUUUUUUUGUCGGAGCACUCUGCGACUUUUUCGGGCUGUAUAUUAUUGGCUUUGGAUGUUGUGGGGGUUGGGACACAGAACCUGGUGUCUCUGUUAGCUGCAUUGCACAUUGAAAUUGGAGCCUGCUUUGCUGUUGUGAGGAGGGCAUAAUAUUCGGCGUUUCGAACAUGCAGCAGUAAUUCCGUUCAGUCUGAGGCCGUGUAAGGCUGUGCGAGGCUUGUAUGCCUGCACAGGACGAGGUGAUUGAGCCAUGUUUACUCUGUCGGACUUCAUGUCGAGAUAAUGAAGGUGCACGCUCAGGAGGUUAGAGAAGAGAUGUAGUCGACAUCAAGUGACGGAAUUGUGAACGGAUGUAAUUAGGAGGCCAGACAAGUGGCUUCAAAUUUGUCGUGUGUGGGAAAGGGGUGAAGGGAGAGAUUUCGGACACAAGAUGGCUGUAUUUGGCUAGAUUUGCCCUGUCGUAGCAGAGGGCUUUCACUUUCUGUUUCAUCUUACCGUCUGCCGUGUGUCUGGGAUUUUUUCUUUUGAAACUUUGCUAAUUUGUCGAGUAAGGAACGUUGUGUUUUAUAGUGCGUUUGACGUUGUGUUUUAUAGUGCGUUUGAAA